Messenger RNA from Cryptosporidium muris RN66, 7155 nucleotides. Its product is annotated as Mov34/MPN/PAD-1 family protein. Gene Ontology annotation, molecular function: pre-mRNA intronic binding; U5 snRNA binding; U2 snRNA binding. Gene Ontology annotation, biological process: mRNA splicing, via spliceosome; spliceosomal tri-snRNP complex assembly. The coding region runs from base 1 to 7155 and encodes 2384 amino acids. Gene Ontology annotation, cellular component: catalytic step 2 spliceosome; U5 snRNP. The record is from RefSeq and is a predicted model, not a curated record. Lineage: Eukaryota; Apicomplexa; Conoidasida; Eucoccidiorida; Cryptosporidiidae. The transcript has a single exon.
AUGUUGAAAUUAAGUUGUGGUAAUAUUAUAGAUGAAAAUAUGCAGACAAGUACUAGUCUAGAAGACAAAGGUCGUAACUGGUACCUUUUGAAUAAUACUAGGUAUAGCUAUAAAAGGGGAAAUAGCCAUGUAGAUACAUCAAAAAAACCACUUAUGCCUCCUGAACAUUUGAGAAAACUGAUGAAAGAUCAUGGGGAUAUGUCUUCGAGAAGGUUUCAGCAUGAAAAACGUGUAUAUUUAGGUGCACUAAAGUACGUUCCACAUUCUAUAUAUAAAUUGCUAGAGAAUAUGCCAAUGCCAUGGGAACAAAUAAGAUAUGUGAAGUGUCUAUAUCACAUUACAGGUGCAAUAACAUUUGUAAAUGAAAUACCAUGGACUAUUGAACCUGUUUAUAUUGCACAGUGGUGUACUAUGUGGGUUAUGAUGCGAAAAGAGAAGCGUGAUAGACGCCACUUUAAAAGAAUAAGGUUUCCACCAUUUGAUGAUGAAGAGCCACCACUAGAUUAUGGAGAUAAUAUUUUGGAUGUUGAACCACUUGAAGCUAUUAGAAUGAGUUUAGAUGAAGAAGAAGACAGAUCAGUAAUUGACUGGUUUUAUCUAGAUAGUCCUCAAAUAUUUGAGACACUCAGCAAACAAGGGCAGUAUAAAAAUCAUACAUGGUGCUUAUCUUUGGAACAGCUUGGUACAUUAUAUAGGCUAUCAACCCAACUAUUGUCCAAUAUUUUGGAUAAAAAUUACUAUUAUUUAUUUGACAAGAAGUCAUUUUUUACAGCUAAAGCUUUAAACAUUGCUAUUCCAGGUGGACCCAAGUUUGAACCUCUAGUAUCAAGUAUUAUUGACUAUGACGAAGAUUGGAAUGAGUUUAAUGAUAUAAACAGACUUAUUAUUAGACAUCCAAUAAGGUCUGAAUACAAGAUUGCUUUUCCAUUUUUAUAUAAUUCACUACCAAAGUACGUGCAUAUACCACUUUAUCAUCAUCCAAUUUUAGUUUACAACAAGCCAGAAGAUCCUGAUAUCCCUGUUUUUUUUUAUGAUCCAUCAAUUCACCCUAUACCAUAUUUUCAAAAUAAUACACAUGUAGAAGAUGAAGUAUCUGAAUGGAAGCUUCCUAAAGAUAUAGAACCAUUUCUGGAGAAACUUGAUUUGGAACCUGAAACUUCUAUGAAUGGUAUUUUGUUAUACUGGGCACCAUAUCCCUUCAACUGCACAACUGAUAAAAGAAGAAGGGCUUAUGAUAUAGCAUUAGUACAAGAAUGGUACAAACAACAUAAUACUUCUCAUGAACAUCCAGUAAAAAUCCGUGUGUCAUAUCAGAAAUUACUUAAAAAUUGGAUAUUAAAUUCUUUGCAUACACGUUCUGCAAGAAACUGUAGAAAACGCAAUUUCUUUAAAAUAUUACAGAAUACAAAGUUCUUUCAAAUCACAGAAACUGACUGGGUAGAAGUAGGAAUACAAGUUUGUAGACAAGGCUACAAUAUGUUGAAUUUACUGAUACAUAGGAAGAAUUUGACAUAUCUUCAUUUGGACUACAAUUUUAAUUUAAAACCUAUUAAGACUUUAACUACUAAGGAGAGAAAGAAAAGUCGUUUUGGCAAUGCCUUUCACUUAUGUAGAGAAAUUCUUAGACUCACAAAACUUGUAGUAGAUUGUCAUAUCCAGUACAGACUAGGGAAUAUUGAUGCAUAUCAAUUGGCUGAUGCACUACAAUACAUAUUUAAUCAUGUUGGACAACUAACAGGGAUGUAUAGAUAUAAAUAUAGAGUAAUGAGACAAGUAAGAUUAUGCAAGGAUAUUAAACAUUUAAUAUAUCAUCGUUUCAAUACAGGAUCUGUGGGUAAAGGUCCAGGUGUUGGAUUUUGGGCUCCUAGCUGGAGAGUAUGGGUAUAUUUUCUUCGUGGAAUAAUACCAUUGUUGGAGCGAUGGUUAAGUAAUUUACUUGCAAGACAAUUUGAGGGUCGUUCAAAUGCAAAUCCAUAUAAAUCAAUUAGUAAGCAGCGUGUUGAGAGUCACUUUGACUUAGAGUUGAGGGCUGCUGUAAUGCAUGAUAUUUUGGAUAUGAUGCCAGAACAGCUAAGGGCAAGUAAAGCACGUCCAAUAUUACAGCAUUUGAGUGAGGCAUGGAGAUGCUGGAAGGCAAAUUUACCGUGGAAAGUUCCUGGGAUGCCUAUACCAGUGGAAAACAUGAUUUUACGUUAUAUUAAGCUUAAGGCCGAUUGGUGGACAAAUGCAGCCUAUUACAAUAGAGAACGAAUAAGACGUGGUGCAACAGUGGAUAAAUCAGUAGCGAAAAAGAAUCUUGGAAGGUUGACAAGGUUAUACUUGAAAGCUGAACAGGAAAGACAACUGAGCUAUUUAAAGGAUGGUCCAUACAUUUCAGGUGAAGAAGCAGUAGCAAUAUAUACUACUGCUGUGCAUUGGCUAGAAAGUAGAAAAUUUAUUCAUAUCCAAUUCCCUCCACUAAAUUAUAAACAUGAUACAAAAAUUUUGAUUUUGGCACUCGAGAGACUUAAAGAGGGAUAUGCAGUAAAGUCUAGACUAAACCAGUCCCAAAGAGAGGAACUGGCAUUAAUAGAACAAGCAUAUGACAAUCCACAUGAGACACUGGCUAGGAUAAAAAGACAUCUUUUAACACAAAGAACAUUUAAAGAAGUAACGAUAGAAUUUAUGGAUAUGUAUUCACACUUAAUACCUGUUUAUGAUAUUGAUCCACUUGAAAAAAUAACAGAUACAUACUUGGACCAGUAUUUGUGGUAUGAAUCAGAUAAUAGACGACUUUUUCCUAAUUGGGUAAAGCCAUCAGAUAGUGAACCUCCACCACUACUAGUAUAUAAACUAUGUAAUGGAAUAAACAAUUUGCAUAAAUUUUGGAAAUAUAAUGAUGGUUCAAUUGGGGUAUUAGUCGAGACUCAGUAUGACCAAAUAAUGGAAAAAGUUGACUUAACACUUCUAAAUAGACUACUUAGAUUAAUUAUGGAUCAUAAUUUAGCUGACUAUGUUACAAGCAAGAGUAAUAUAAACAUAUCAUACAAAGAUAUGAAUUAUCUAAACUCUUAUGGAUUUAUUCGUGGUUUACAAUUUGCAUCUUUUGUCUGUCAGUAUUAUUCACUAAUUAUAGAUUUACUACUACUUGGAUUAAGUAGAGCAAAUCAAAUAGCUGGUCCAUCAAGUCUUCCAAAUGAAUUUUUGAAAUUCUCGAGUAGAGAUAUUGAAAUGCAGCACCCAAUCCGUUUAUACUGUAGAUUUUUAGACAAACUUCAUAUUGUCCUAAAACUCACAAAGGAGGAAGUAAGAGAGCUGGUUCAAAGAUAUUUAACAGAGAAUCCAGAUGCUAAUACAAAUCAAAGUGUAAUUGACUACAAUAAUAAGAAGUGUUGGCCUAAAGACUGUCGCAUGAGAUUAAUUAAAAAUGAUGUUCUAAUUGGUAAGGCAGUCUUUUGGGAACUAAAGAAUCGUUUGCCACCAAGUUUAACUACAAUCGAAUGGAGUAAAUCUUUUGUUUCAAUUUAUUCUCUAAGCAACCCUAAUCUAUUAUUUUCUAUGGUUGGUUUUUCAGUUAGAAUACUACCUACUUGUAGAAAUCAAGUAACUUCGAGAAUUUAUACAGAAUCCAACACAGGCACAGAUUUAAAUACUGUAUUUUCUAAUUCACAGAGGGAAAGUACUUGGUUACUUUCAAACUCUGAGACAAAAGAGAUAACUGCAAACGUUUAUUUAAUGGUUGAUGAUUCGGAGAUUCGUAGUUUUGAAAAUCGUAUAAGACAAAUAUUAAUGUCAUCAGGUUCUGCUACCUUUACAAAAAUUGCAAAUAGAUGGAAUACAACUUUAAUUGGAUUGAUGACGUAUUUCAGAGAAUCUGUAAUUUAUACUGAACCACUACUAGAUCUAUUAGUAAAGUGUGAGAACAAAAUACAGACAAGAAUAAAAAUAGGUCUAAAUUCAAAAAUGCCAACAAGGUUCCCACCAGUAGUUUUCUAUACACCAAAGGAGUUAGGUGGACUAGGAAUGCUAUCUAUGGGACAUAUUUUAAUUCCUCAAAGUGACCUGCGAUAUUCAAAGCAAACAGAUUCAGGCGCAAUAACACACUUUAGAGCUGGUAUGUCACAUGAAGAGGAUCAGCUCAUCCCUAAUUUAUACAGAUAUAUACAAACCUGGGAAAGUGAAUUUGUUGAUUCACAGCGCAUUUGGUCAGAAUAUUCACUGAAGCGACAACAAGCUCAAUUACAAAAUAAGCGACUUACUCUAGAAGAUUUGGAGGAUAGCUGGGACAAAGGUAUUCCACGUAUUAAUACUUUAUUUCAAAAAGAUCGCCAUACGCUUGCAUAUGACAAAGGUUGGAGAAUAAGACAAAUCUAUAGACAAUACCAGGUUGCACGUUACAAUCCAUUUUGGUGGACACAUCAAAAACACGACGGAAAAUUGUGGAACUUGAGUAACUACAGGACUGAUAUGAUACAAGCUUUAGGAGGAGUUGAAAGUAUAUUGGAACAUACUUUGUUUAAAGGCACAUAUUUUCCAACUUGGGAAGGUCUAUUUUGGGAGAAGUCAUCUGGUUUUGAAGAGAGUAUGAAAUACAAAAAACUUACAAAUGCACAGAGAAGUGGUCUGAAUCAGAUACCUAAUCGUAGAUUUACUUUAUGGUGGAGUCCAACAAUCAAUAGAGCAAAUGUAUAUAUUGGUUUUCAAGUUCAGCUGGAUUUGACAGGUAUUUUUAUGCAUGGUAAGCUUCCUACAUUGAAGAUAUCUUUGAUACAAAUAUUUAGGGCACAUUUAUGGCAAAAAAUUCACGAAUCAGUUGUUAUGGAUCUGUGUCAAGUUUUAGACAAUGAGAUAGAUACACUUGGUAUUGAAAUGGUCCAAAAAGAAGCAAUCCACCCAAGAAAAAGUUAUAAAAUGAAUUCAUCAUGUGCAGACAUUUUAUUAUUUUCAUCAUACAAAUGGCAAGCAACUAGUCCUUCCCUUCUAUUUGAUAGACAGGAUGAACAAAAAAGCGACUCAGUAGCACAAGUUAACAAAUAUUGGAUAGAUAUACAGUUGCGCUGGGGUGAUUAUGACUCUCAUGAUAUUGAGAGAUACUGCCGUGCAAAGUUUUUAGAUUAUACAAGCGAUGCAAUGUCUAUAUAUCCAUCACCUACUGGUGUACUUAUUGGAAUUGAUCUAGCCUAUAAUUUAUUUUCUGCAUAUGGUAAUUGGAUUCCUGGAAUGAAACCUCUGAUGCAAAAAGCCAUGUCGAAAAUUAUUAAGGCAAAUCCUGCUUUAUAUGUACUACGCGAGCGUAUUAGAAAAGGACUACAGCUUUAUUGUUCGGAACCAACAGAACCCUACUUAAACAGUCAAAAUUACAAUGAGCUAUUUGGAAAUCAAACGACUUGGUUUGUUGAUGAUACAAAUGUUUAUCGUGUUUCAAUACAUAGAACAUUUGAAGGAAAUCUUACAACGAAACCGGUGAAUGGCUGUAUUUUGAUAAUAAGUCCAACAACUGGUCAAUUAUUUCUUAAAGUCAUACAUACAUCUGUAUGGGCUGGUCAAAAGCGUCUAUCUCAACUAGCAAAGUGGAAAACAGCUGAGGAGGUUGCUGCUUUGAUUAGGUCAUUACCUAUAGAAGAACAACCAAAACAAAUUAUUGUCACACGUCGAGGAAUGCUGGAUCCACUUGAAGUGCAUCUACUUGAUUUUCCAAAUAUUGUAAUUAAAGGAUCUGACUUAUCUUUACCAUUUCAAGCUUUAUUAAAAUUAGAGAAGUUUGGUGAUUUGAUACUCAAAGCCACCCAACCAUCUAUGGUACUGUUUACACUUUAUGACGACUGGUUAAAAAGUGUAUCUCCAUUUACAGCAUUUAGUCGCUUAAUAUUAUUGUUGCGAUCAUUACAUGUUAAUCCUGAAAGAACCAAGUUUUUGUUGAGGCCUAAUAAAAAUGUUGUAACCUUACAUCAUCAUAUUUGGCCAUCAUUCAGUGAUGAAGAAUGGAUAAAGAUUGAAAUAGCUUUAAAAGAUGUUAUUCUAAAUGACUAUUCCAAAAAGAACAAUGUCCAUAUGUCAGCACUAACACAAAGUGAGAUCCGUGACAUCAUUUUGGGGAUGGAAAUUGCCCCACCAUCAAUACAAAGGCAACAAAUAGCAGAAAUUGAGAAACAGGCGAAGGAUUUAAAGAUUCAGUCAUCAGAACCAUCUGAACUUACCUUAGUCAAGACAAAGACUUUUAAUGUACAUGGUGAGGAAAUAAUAGUGACGACACAAACACAAUAUGAACAGCAAGUAUUCACAUCAAAAACUGAUUGGCGUGCUCGAUCCUUGGCUGCGACAACACUUAACUUACGUAGUAACCACAUAUAUAUUGCAGCUGAUAAUAUUGGAAAUAAAUACAGUUUUGAGGGUGAUGUUUUGCUCACUUAUAUCUUACCAAAGAAUCUAUUAAAGACAUUUAUUUGUAUCUCUGAUUUACGAACACAAAUUGGUGCUCUAUUAUUUGGAAAAACACCAAAUAAGAAUAAGGCAGAUAUUGAGUUAGAUAUAAAUAUGGAUAAUGAACUGAUAGUCAAGGAAAUUUGUUGUCUAGUCAUGUUACCUCAAAUAGGUAACCAUGCAACCGUGAGCAUGUCACACUUUCUGCCCAAGCAUAGUAUGCUUUCAGACUUAGAAUUUUUGGGAUUUAUGCAUACUCAGGUAAUUGAAAGUGAAUACUUAACUCCUUAUGAUGUAGUUUAUAUGUCGCGCAUAGUACAAGAAAACCCCGAAGUUUCUACUGCAAAUCCUGUAGUAGUUCGUUGUAGCUUUACUCCGGGCUCAACUACACUCUCUGCACUCAAAAUUUUAAAAGAGGGUAUUGAUUGGGCUAAAGAGAAUAUCGAUAACCCUUCUGUUAUUGAAAAUCCAAAUCCAUCAGGUUACAGUCCACAUACAUUUUCGGAGAAAGUUCAAUUGCUUUUGUCUGAUGCAUUUCAUGGCUUUUUUCUUAUACCUAGUGAUGAAACUUGGAACUAUAAUUCUAUGGCAAUCAAACACAAUCCAUUUGCUACAUGUCCACUGAAAGUUGGUAUUCCAAAGGACUUUUAUAGCGAAAUUCACAGACCACAACACUUCCUUCAAUUUGCCUACUUAGAUGUAGCCAAAGAUGAUGGCGAGAAUAACUUACUAGAGAUGGACAUGCUCAUUGAAUAG